GCCAUCAUCUACUCGAGCCACAGAGAGGCUUCACAAGUUUAAUAUCUGCGGCAGGGGUAUAUUUUUGGGGCACUGUUGUGAACGUCGAAUUCCGAGUAAAAAAAAUGCUGGGAACGGAAAUCAUACGGCAAGAGGAUGUUCUCACAUUCAACCCUUGUGGACUUUCAGUAACGAAACGACACGGACUUCAUGAAAAAGGAUUAGGACGAGGAGUAGGAGGAGCAGGCGGAGGAGGAGUUGGUGGCGGUGGGGGUGGUAAUGGCCUUGAUGGCCACCGGCGGAUACUUCCCGGAGAAGAUUCGAGCACAAGCGUGGCUGGGUGCUACAUUGACAGCUGGCAGAAGAUCGGAGCUCUAGAAGCGCAACAGAGUAGUGGAGUUGGAGGGAGGAUGGGGAAAUGGAUAUGGCGGAAGAGGAAAGGUAUGGGUGGCUUCUGCAGCUGUUUGCAAGCGGAGAAAGAUGGCGAUUUGGAUAUUGCAGCUGAGUGCUAUGCCAACGAGUACAUGCGGUCGCAGAGUAGCAGGAGAAAGUCCAGAUCAGCAGAGCAGGCCUUCUCACUGGUUCACUUACUGGGCAUUGGAUGUAAAUGGUGGGAGGCUUUUGCCAAAAGUAUUGAGGUUGAAAAGGACAUGAAGGCUAUGGCUGCUGCUGCAGCUCCUCAGGCUGAUAAGCAAAUAGCAAUGACAUCUCUGCAGUUUCUGAAUCCCAUGUGGCAGCCGUCUGGGCCGUUGGAUCAAGAUGCUCGUCGUCUUCUCGAGGCCAGGAAGGGGCCACGCAGUCAGCUUGAUGUCAGAGCUGUUACCCUGUCUGGCAAGCAUGCCUUAGCAGGUCUCAGUGAUUCUGAGAGGAGAGCGAGGGAGGUUUCCUUGAAGGCCAAGCAGCUAGGGGACAAAGUGCAACGGCAAGGACUACGCCUGAGGAGUCCUAUCAUGGGUCCAUUAUCGUCCGCGGAGGACAGUUUGAGCCCCCCUUUGGGCCAUAAAACUGCCUCCAAGCAGCCGAUGCGUGUUGGGCGACCGGGGUCUCGGCAGUUGGUCAGGGUCCAGGUGCAGGCUCCAAACGAGAUCGAGAGACAAGAACAGGUUCAGUCUGAUCACGUCAGAGGGUUGAGGCACAAAGGUCAAGAAUCGCCGCCUGAGGGAAUCGGAUCUGAUGGAUUCAUCGUCUCCUCAAGCAGCACCUUUCACCGGGAGGUGAUGGGUCAGAUGCCAUCAAGCGCUGGUAGGCGAGGAGCAGCAGAACACUCAGGGGCAACUUCAAGACAUUUGGAUAUGGCUGUGGAGAACUUGGAAAAGGUGGGGAGGAGUUUGGACAAGGAUGGCAAGAGUCUGGAUGAGCAUCCCCAUAGUGGACUCAUUGGUGCCCCUCGUCGAUCCGAAGUGUCCAUGCGGAUACAUGGGAAGCGUUUUGAUAAUAUGGAAGGGAGUUUCGAUAAGGUGAGUGAAAGUUUGAAAGUGGCUAUGGGGCUUGGAGAGGCUGGCACUUCUCCGAGUCCUUCUGACGGAUCAGUAGAAAGUUCAAUGGCAUUGCUACAAAGGCAUAUGCUACCGAGCGCUACUCAGCAAGGUCUCGGUUCCGCGAAGGGCAGAGAGCUCGGCAGGAGACACGAUCGACACGGUACCAGUACCAGUAGUGACCAGCGUUCCCGAGGAGGAUCGUCGUCGUCACCGAUAACGUUGCGAACAAGGCCACGAGAGGAUCCGAGGCGUCGGGUAGGAACGGUCGAUUCUUGGGUGAGAGAAAGUCCCUACUGGUUGUGGAUGCGUCUGCUUAUCGAAGAUUGGCCUGAUUUGGGAGAAGCGUGUCUGGAGAAACACUGGGGUAAUCUGAAAGAUCUUAAACUGGAAGACAAGGCCUUUCUCGGCACAUGGGAGAAAGAGGCAGCAAGAACCUUUCCAAGCACAGAGGUUGCAGCUGUGGUGAGAUGGAAACAUGUGGCAGCGUAUUCCGACAGAGGAGAUUUCCGGGCGGCCAUCAAGCACGCCUGUAAGAUAGUGAGGGAAGCUCCCUUCUCCUCAGUGGCACCUACUGCUGCAUACUGGGCAGGCAAGUGGUCAGAGGAGCUCGGAUACAUGCGAGAUGCGCGUUCAUGCUAUCGAGCAGCCAUAGCCAGUUCGCCAUCAUCGUACUACGCGUGGAGGGCCGCCUCGCGUCUAAAAAUAGCAUCAGCUGGAAACUUUCUCAAUGCAGCAAUUGCCGAGCAGGUGCAGACUCACAAACUGAGCUUCCGUGCCAUGCUGCAAAAGUUUCGAAAUAGUUGUAAUUCCAAAAUCCAAGUUUUUGGCUCCCAAAAGGGAGGUGCUGUGGACAUGAAAAAGGCGGACUCCUCAAGUCCCGAAGGCACCUUGACCCAAACGCCCUCAGGGACCGUCGACAGCAGUGCCACGGAAUGCCCGAGGAGAAGGCAGAGAGAGUGCCAGCGCCAGAUUACCACCCGCUUUUUUCCGCUGAAUCUUCCAUCCUUCUUCAUCCCAUCAUCAUUCUCGUCAUCAUCAUCGUCAUCGUCAUCGUCAUCAUCAUCGCCAUUGUCAUCGUCGUCAUCAGGAGGGUCCUUUCUUCGUCGAUGGAGGAGAUUUCAUCACCGACCCUUCCGGCCAUCAGCACUUCUUCCUGCGGCUCCUCUUCGAGUGCAAUUGCAUCUUCCAUCGGGUAACUUCAAGGUUUGUUUUCACUUUUGAGUCUUUUCCUUUUUUCCCCCCCCCUUCUCUUCUUAAUUCUGUAUUACAUUCAGCUCCAGCCUUUGUGGAGCUCCUCCUUUUUUUCCCCUCGUGCUCUCAAUUUGUGUAUCUUCUUCUUCUUCUUCUUCUUCUUCUUCUUCUUCUUCUUCUUCUUCUUCUGUGUGCAGGUCACUGCGGGGUCCAUGCUAAUCCUCUCUGCGGCUUUCCAUUUUUCGUGGAUAUAUUCCGAAGGACAGUCUCCAUUGAGGUUGCCGAAGUGGACUAGAGAUUCUCUGUUGUUGUUUCUUUUUUUAGACUGUUCACUCAUCGUAUCCUGGCGAAGAAAUCAUCAGAAAUGUUAAAUAGUAAACAGUACUAAACACUGAUAAAUAGUAUUUAAAUAC
Messenger RNA from Chara braunii, 3061 nucleotides. The record is from the annotation of a GenBank genome assembly. NCBI's taxonomy places the organism in Eukaryota, Viridiplantae, Streptophyta, Charophyceae, Charales, Characeae.